Messenger RNA from Closterium sp. Naga37s-1, 2451 nucleotides. NCBI's taxonomy places the organism in Eukaryota, Viridiplantae, Streptophyta, Zygnematophyceae, Desmidiales, Closteriaceae. The record is from the annotation of a GenBank genome assembly.
AUGCUCUCCCCGGACGCCCCAGAGCGUCGCGAUGCUCUCCCCGGACGCCCCAGAGCAUCGCGAUGCUCUCCCCGAACGCCCCUGAGCGUCGCGAUGCUCUCCCCGGACGCCCCUGAGCGUCGCGAUGCUCUCCCCGGACGCCCCAGAGCGUCGCAAUGCUCUCUCCGGACGCCACAGAGCGUCGCGAUGCUCUCCCCGGACGCCCCAGAGCGUCGCGAUGCUCUCCCCGGACGCCCCAGAGCGUGGCGAUGCUCUCCUCGGACGCCCCAGAGCGUCGCGAUGCUCACCCCGGACGCCCAGAGCGUCGCUAUGCUCUCCCCGGACGCCCCAGAGCGUCGCUAUGCUCUCCCCAGACGCCCCAGAGCGUCGCGAUGCUCUCCCUGGACGCCCCAGAGCGUCGCGAUGCUCUCCCCGGACACCCCAGAGCAUCGCGAUGCUCUCCCCGGACGCCCCAGAGCGUCGCGAUGCUCUCCCCGGACGCCCCAGAGCGUCGCGAUGCUCUCCCCGGACACCCCAGUGCGUCGCGAUGCUCUCCCCGGACGCCCCAGAGCGUCGCGAUGCUCUCCCCAGACGCCCCAGAGCGUCGCGAUGCUCUACCCGAACGCCCCAGAACGUCGCGAUGCUCUACCCGGCCGCCUUAGAGCGUCGCGAUGCUCUCCCCGGCCGCCCCAGAGCGUCGCGAUGCUCUCCCCGGACGCCCCAGAGCGUCGCGAUGCUCUCCCGGACGCCCCAGAGCAUCGCGAUGCUAUCCCCGGACGCCCCAGAGCGUCGCGAUGCUCUCCCCGGACGCCCCAGAGCGUCGCGAUGCUCUCCCCGGACGCCCUAGAGCGUCGCGAUGCUCUCCCCGGACGCCCCAGAGCGUCGCGAUGCUCUCCCCGGACGCCCCAGAGCGUCGCGAUGCUCUCCCUGGACGCCCCAGAGCGUCGCGAUGCUCUCCCCGGACACCCCAGAGCAUCGCGAUGCUCUCCCCGGACGCCCCAGAGCGUCGCGAUGCUCUCCCCGGCCGCCCCAGAGCGUCGCGAUGCUCUCCCCGGACGCCCAAGAGCGUCGCGAUGCUCUCCCGGACGCCCCAGAGCGUCGCAAUGCUCUCCCCCGACGCCCCAGAGCUUCACGAUGCUCUCCUCGGACGCCCCAGAGCGUCGCGAUGCUCUCCCCGGACGCCCCAGAGCGUCGCGAUGCUCUCCCCGGACGCCCCAGAGCGUCGCGAUGCUCUCCCCGGACGCCCCAGAGCAUCACGCCCCAGAGCGUCGCGAUGCUCUCCCCGGACGCCCCAGAGCAUCGCGAUGCUCUCCCCGAACGCCCCUGAGCGUCGCGAUGCUCUCCUCGGACGCCCCUGAGCGUCGCGAUGCUCUCCCCGGACGCCCCAGAGCGUCGCAAUGCUCUCCCCGGACGCCACAGAGCGUCGCGAUGCUCUCCCCGGACGCCCCAGAGCGUCGCGAUGCUCUCCCCGGAUGCCCCAGAGCGUCGCGAUGCUCUCCUUGGACGCCCCAGAGCGUCGCGAUGCUCACCCCGGACGCCCCAGAGCGUCGCUAUGCUCUCUCCGGACGCCCCAGAGCGUCGCUAUGCUCUCCCCAGACGCCCCAGAGCGUCGCGAUGCUCUCCCCGGACGCCCCAGAGCGUCGCGAUGCUCUACCCGGACGCCCCAGAGCAUCGCGAUGCUCUCCCCAGCCGCCCCAGAGCGUCGUGAUGCUCGCCCCGAACGCCGCAGAGCGUCGCGAUGCUCUCUUCGGACGCCCCAGAGCGCCGCGAUGCUCUCCACGGACGCCCCAGAGCGUCGCGAUGCUCUCCCCGGACGCCCCAGAGCGUCACGAUGCUCUCCUCGGACGCCCCAGAGCGUCGCGAUGCUCUCCCCGGACGCCCCAGAGCAUCGCGAUGCUCUCCCCAGACGACCCAGAGCGUCGCGGUGCUCUCCCCGGACGCCCCAGAUCGUCGCGAUGCUCUCCCCAGACGCCCCAGAGCGUCGCGAUGCUCUCCCCGGACGCCCCAGAGCGUCGCGAUGCUCUCCCCGGCGCCCCAGUGCGUCGCGAUGCUCUCCCCGGACGCCCCAGAGUGUCGCUAUGCUCUCCCCGGACGCGCCAGAGCGUCGCGAUGCUCUCCCCGGACGCCCCAGAGCGUCGCGAUGCUCUCCCCGGACGCCCCACAGCGUCGCGAUGCUCUCCCCGGACGCCCCAGAGCGUCGGGAUGCUCUCCCCGGACGCCCCAGAGCGUCGCUAUGCUCUCCCCGGACGCCCCAGAGCGUCGCGAUGCUCUCUCCGGACGACCCAGAGCGUCGCGAUGCUCUCCCCGGACGCCCCAGAGCGUCGCGAUGCUCUCCCAGGACGCCCCAGAGCGUCGCGAUGCUCUCCCCGGACGCCCCAGAGCGUCACGAUGCUCUCCCCGGACGCCCCAGAGCGUCGCGAUGCUCUCCCCGCACGCCCCAGAGCGUCGCUAUGCUCUCCCCGGAUGCCUUAG